GGUGACCAGCCAGGGGGAGCCGAUUUUUCUGCACAACAAGGAGAACCCCGUGACGAUGGGGGUGGCGUCCUCCCUUCCGGGGCGCCUGCUCCCGGACCUCAUCCUGCUUGCCCGGCCAGUCGGGGACCAGAAGCACCAGGGCCUGGAGCUCACCAGGCUGCUGCCCACGGACUUGGCCCGUUUGUCCGUCCACCACGUGGCCAGCCGCAGGCUGAAGCUCCGCCUGGCCUCAGGCCGCAGCUUUUACCUGCAGCUGGAUGCAGGCCCGAGGGAGGGCUGCUUCCUCUUCAACCGCUGGAGGUACCUGGUCUACCUGCUGCGCCGGCCCAGGCCCGCCUGGGGCCCCCAGGCCCACAAGGACCAAGCCCUCGGCCAGGGCUGCAAGCUCAAGAACAAGACCAAGAUGUCCCAAGCUGCAAAGGCCAAGAUGAUGUCGAGAGCAGUCGGUGAUUCCAUCCCGUUCAUGACCCAGCUGGAGUCCCCAGGCUGGAAAGGAGAGGAGAAAAACUCAUUCUAUAAGCAUCCCACGAUGGACUCUUCUGGGACUCAAGUGGGAGAGGAAGGACAGUCCACCAUCACCAUCUGGACCCUGUUCAGCAUUAUCUCCAGCAUCCUGAGCCGGCCCAAGGCUUCCAAAGCAUCCACGCCAAUGACUUCAAAUUCAGGGCACUCCAGUGCUGAGCCCUGUGUGGUUCCCCACCAGACUUCAUCUUCCUGGCUGGGCUCCCGCCAACCAUUCAAGAAAAUCUUUUACUCCUCAAACUCUUUUAAUGAAUACCUGUACUCUAGCUCCCAGUCCCAAAAAGAUUUUCGCAUGGCUUGGAAAAACGAACACCCACAGAGACGUGCCAACGGCCUCUCCAAGGCCCUACCCAGCAACCAUGUCCAACAUAGCCAGCACGGGGUUCCAAGCAAAACUCCACUCACUACUGAGUCCCAAAGGAAGAGGUCUUCCAAGUUGCACUUAGAACAGACCGUGGCCUCUACAGAGCCUGAGGAAGCGGCAGAGUUAAACCAUGAGUGGCUCACCCAACAAGAGGACAAGUCCUUGAUGGCUUCAAAGAAGUCCAGUCCCAGGCCCACAUCCUCCGAGUCUGCCAAAAUGCCCCACGUUUCCACCAAGACCUCCCUCUACCCAUACCCCGAGACCUCUCCUAACCAUCUUAUUAAAGCUUCAGAGCCUUCCCCCUCCCACUCCCCUAAGACCCCACAGCCCUUUCCCUCCCCCCCACAGCCCUCCUCCUUCACCAAGGUCCUACAACCCUCCCCCUCUGCCAAGGUCCCACCUGAACAGUCCACCAAAGUGUCACCCCCCCAGGUCACCAGAUCCUUACCCAAACAGUCCAAGAAGCCCUCAUUCCAUCCAACUACCAAGACCUCACCUGACCAGUUUACCAAGGACUCAAAUGCACACCCCAGGAAGGCCUCAACUGGGCAGGCAGGCAGGUCACACUCUGGCCACUCCCUUAAGUCCACUGCUGUCUCAUUCACACUGUACUCUCCAGACUCCACCAGUCACUCAAAGGAAGCUUCACCCCAUCCAUUUACUAAAGUCUCACCCAAACACUCCAAGAAGUCCUCCUUCCACCUCUUUGGCAAAGCUUCACCCCAAAACUCCAGAAAGUCCUCCUUCCACCUCUUCGGCAAAGCUUCACCCAAACACUCCAAGAAGUCCUCCUUCCACAUGUUCACCAAGGCUUCACCCAAACACUCCAAGAAAUCCUCCUUCCACCUCUUCCCCAAAGUCUCACCCAAACACUCCAAGAAGUCCUCUUUCCACAUGUUCACCAAAGCUUCACUCAAACACUCCAAGAAGUCCUCCUUCCACCUCUUCCCCAAAGUCUCACCCAAACACUCCAAGAAGUCGUCCUUCUAUAUGUUCACCAAAGCUUCACCCAAACACUCCAAGAAGUCCUCCUCCUUCCAUCCAACUACCAAGGUCUCACCUGACCAGUUUACCAAGGACUCAAAUGCACACCCCCAGAAGGCCUCCACUGGCCAGGUAGACAGGUCACCUCCUAGUCACUCCCUUAAGUCCACUGCUGUCUCACUCACACUGUACUCUCCAGAUUCCCCCAGCCACUCAAAGAAGACCUCAUCCUACCCACCCUCCAAGAUUUUGUCUGAUCAGUCCAAGAAGAUCUCAAAAGCCCCAUCCAACAAAGCCUCCCCCAGAGCCUUAUCCUAACCAUCUUGCAGAACUUUACCCAUCGGUCCAGAACGGCUCCAUCUUACCCAUCUACAAAGGCCUCAUGUCAUACCAAGUUGGUGAAUCCUGGUCAGUCCAAUGUGCCAGGGGAGACUCACUACCCUCAAAAUGGGGAGUUCUCUCUACGGGCUCUGGGACUCACCCACUGGAAUUCUGGAAUCAGAUUAAGCCUCCACAUAAGAAAGUCCAAAGUCCCAAGCCUUCUAUCCCUUGCUUUCUCAAGGUCCCAAGUAUCCCACUCUUUAAUUCUGCCUAGAGAUCUAAAUAUUCCUCCCCUUCAACCCUCACUUGUCUCUGAAAUCAAAUCCUCUCUCCCCAAAUCUCAAGCUCCCUGAGAGAACAGGGUAUCCUUUGUCUUAAUCCGAUCCUCUUUAAGGACUUAAUGGAGUAACUGCAACUUUCCUCUCUCUCAAUCUCUCCAGUUUACCUUUGCUCACACCCAUGACUCACAACCUCGGUCAAAAAUUCCAUGGUAGGAUCCUGAGUUAAGGUAAUGAAUGUCAUGAUCAUAGACCUAGAGUCCAAACUUCCAUCCCGUUAGCCUCUCAGACUCAGACACCUAGUCUUCAAAUUCCCUUUACUACAACUCAGGGUCCAGGCCAACAGCUCUGUCCUCCUUGAAGACCUUAGGCCACCAGAUCCCUUUACUAUGACCUUCCUCUUUACAUAGGUACCUUAGUGUUGGGGAGAUGCUUCACUUUCCCUAUCCCAUUGGAAGAUGAGAUCCAAAGAUGCUCUUGGCCUGAAAUGUAUUUGGGACUGAUAAGGGACUUAUGGUUCCCAGAUCAACCUAUUAAAUGUCUAUGAAUGACAGAAGAUGGAUAGACAUGUAUGUCUCUAUCUCCCCUAUUCCCACU
Sarcophilus harrisii (Tasmanian devil) is the source of this 3066-nucleotide messenger RNA. RefSeq names its product family with sequence similarity 71 member E2 (gene GARIN5B). The transcript has 9 exons. Gene Ontology annotation, cellular component: nucleus. The coding region runs from base 56 to 2188 and encodes 710 amino acids. NCBI's taxonomy places the organism in Eukaryota, Metazoa, Chordata, Mammalia, Dasyuromorphia, Dasyuridae. The record is from RefSeq and is a predicted model, not a curated record.